This is a messenger RNA of Pelagomonas calceolata, 8992 nucleotides long. The record is from the annotation of a GenBank genome assembly. NCBI's taxonomy places the organism in Eukaryota, Pelagophyceae, Pelagomonadales, Pelagomonadaceae.
AUGAGGCGAAGAAGACGUGCGCUCACGACGACAGCUUUCUUGCCGUUGCUAGCGGCGCCCCUCGCUCGGGAGGAGGCGCUGCCUCCCUCGCGCCACCAGCACCUAUGCGUUCCGUGGACGGCGUCGCUGCGCGAAGCGUUGACGCGGUCGAACGCGUUUCUUCCCGACCCCGCGGCAUUUGUGUCGCACCCGCCGGUGGACGCGGCCGCCGAGCGCCUCCGGCGGCAGCUGCGGCGGCUCGGCGAGAGCUGUCGCGCGCCGUUCCUGCCGAUCGGCGGCACGAACGCGUUCGGCAGCCUCGUCAACGCGCUCGUGCUGCCGCUAAAGUUCGCCGUGGCGUCAAACCGGACGAUGCUCACGCCCCCGCUCGGCGCCUACGCGAACGGCUCGUGCGCUACUCUGGCCUGCUUCUACCGCCCACUCGCGCCCGCCUGCGAGCGCGCGAACGGUUACCCCGCGCCCGUGCCGGGUCCUCGGCCGCGCUCGUCCGUCGUGGACGCCCUUGCGGUCAAGCAGGAGCGGCGCCGGCGCGCCAAGCGCUGCCAGGGCGCGGCAGCAGCACCGCGGUGCGACGACUACGAAGCCAUCGCGCGUCGCGCCGCGUCCCCCAUGCACCCUCUCUGUGAUUUUGACUCUGCGAGCCGCAGGAAGCGCUGGGCGAGGCGACGAUCCCGCGUGGUUGGCGUGCCGCAGUGCCGCGGCCAGACUCGUGCGACGAGACCUCAUGCCGCGUGCCGACGCUCCAGGCCUCGGCGCUCAAGAAGAUCGGUGUCGACCCUCCACCUGCGGCGUAUGCGACUCAGGGGGGCUUUUGGUUUGUCUCGCAGCUCCUUGCGCGCGUUUUUGCAGCGUCUGGUCACAUGCGCCCCAAAUCUUAUGCUUGUCGCGACCCAGGCAUUUGCUCCGGCCAAACGACGCGACGCGGCGCCGCGUCGGCCGCCGCGCGGAGGCGGCGGGCCUGCGGCGAGCGCCGCGGCCGCUUCUCGGCAUUCACGUUCGGCGCGGCGACUCGUGCCGCGAGGUGCAGGAGGCGACCAAGGCGCGUCGGUGUUCGCCCUUUGCCGAGUACUGGUACCACGCACUCGCCAUGCGGGCGCGAGGCGGCGUUCAAGCAUUCAUCUCAGUAGCGAGAUCUUCGCCGCAGGCGCGCUACGGCAUCCGGUCCGUAUUCCUCGCAACCGACGAUCCCUCCGUCGUAGACGAGGCUCGGACAGCGGCCGCCACCGCUGGUCUGCCGCUCUACGCCAUGCUCGCCAAUCCGCCGGCCAGCGCCGGCACCGCACCGCCCCCACUCUGGGACUCAGCGCGCGCCCGUGUCAGACUCAGUUCGCAUGACCCAUGCUGAGGGCGCGGUGACUUGUGCCUUCUAGGUGCUCGCGCGUCGCGGCGUCGACGCGUCUUCCGCGGCAGCUGGCGUCGUCGACGACCUGGCGCUCCUCGGGCGCUGCGACGCGUACGUCGGCAAGUUCACCUCGAACCUAGACCGCAUCGCGUAUUCGCUCCUUGCGGCGCGGUCCGGGUGCCUGAAACCGGUCGUCUCCCUAGAUUCGCUCUGGUGCCACGACUGGUCCAAUCGAGUCGGCCAGUCCCUUUUCGGGUCGUUUGUGUGUUGAUGCGAGCAAAUCAAAAUACACCUAAUUAGGGAUAUUUAGAGCGAGGCGGCGCGGGCGGCGUGCCGCUAGUGUUCAAACCCGCGUCUACCCGCACGUUCCUAACUUGAACCUCUAACUUGAACCCUGAUCUUAACCCUAACCUCACCACCCCGCCCCCCUGGUGGCCACGUGGGUCGACCUGGUGGGUACGGGGCCACUUAAAGCGCGUGCGGUAGCACGUGCUAAAAAGCCAAUCAACUUGAAAUUGAGAUGCUGAAUCUAAAGUGAUUUUUCAGCGAUCUCAGCUUUGGUAUGUGCUUGGAUCUGAUGAGCUGGGUACAAUAAAUGCACAAUGCAGCUAAGGGUCACUGACACGGACCACACGGUGACGGUCACGGUCAUGGUAAAACACGUCGAGGAAAGAGCCACCAAGAUGCAUGAAUCUCUUCUGUAAAUGCAGUAAUUUAGUUCUCGCCCCCGUUCGAAUCUGACCAUAGAACAGCGCAGCGGUCCGCGCGAGCCCUGGACGAUUUUGGUGCACUUGUGCAGCUGCUGAAGACGGGCCUGUGUGGCCCGUGAGGCCUGCAAACUAUAGUACGGUGAAUACACCUAUUCUCCUUACUUACCUACUUACUCAGGCUUACCCUACACACAACGAAUCGCCACCGGCGCCAGUCUAAAUUCACUAUGUUACUAGUAUUAUCACUAAAUUACAUUAAUGAAACUAUGUACUAUUUGGGAGUCAAUUCUAAGACUUAUGGGGUUAGCCUCACUUCAUCGGGGCAGACGAUCUGCCAGUGCGCCCCCGGGCCGUACUGUUCACAGUGCUGGGCAUAGUUUGCCAGUGUGUCCGAGGGUUCUAAGUUGGUAAUGAUGGCGAACUCUAUACUAGUAGACCCGCCUCACCUCGGGCAGGCUCGACACACUGGCAGACACACUCAGCCCACCCAGACUUCCACCCAGCCGGGCGACUCGUUGUAAUUUAUAUUACAUCGUCACUAUGAUUCGCAAUCAGCGAAGUACAGCCAACUCGGUGGAGGAGUUUCGUAGCCUGGGCUCGUGUGGUGAGAUGUCGCACGGCGAAGGCGUGGCUGUUGCUUGAAAGUUCACGGCGUAGCCACGGAUCGGCGAGUACGUCAGCUAUGAGUUGGCUCCACGCGGCGUGGCGGUACGAGACAAGAACCGUGGGUUUCUCGUUAAAGCUCGAAAAUAGGACACUCUCGGGGCAUGCAUCCACAAUGGCUGGAACGCCAAGCUGCAUGAAGACGAACGCGCGACCCGCAUUCGACGUGCGCUUACAGCGUUUGACCAUAUCUUCAGGUUGUUCGUCGACCUGCACAAAAGAUGGCGCGGUCUGGCGCGCCACCUGUCCGACGUCACCUGCUGGUGCCACCUCCGACGGCGCCAGGCCCAAGUCGCACUCAGCGAGGUGCUGAUAGAUCUUGCGCGGGUCGUAUGCAACGAAGUCUACCAUUCCAGCCCGCCACUCUAGUGCGUCGACUUGCUUGGCCAGGGCUUUGGUCGCACGGGGCUCUACGAGGACCCGCAGUUUGAACGGAUUACGGAUAUCGCCAAGGACCGGGAGCAGGGAUUGAAUAUGCAUGUGGUUCCCAUGGUAGCAGAGCAAUGGAACGCGGGCCUCACCAGGGCCAAACGCGAUGGGCCUCACUUUGUGCAUCACGCCAACUGGGCGCACGUCUUCGACGAGCUGGAGGCGAAUGGACGCCUGGCCCUUGGCACGCCACAUUGCAUCAAUGAAUCCGUUAUCUGACACCAUGAUCGCGGAUCUAUCGGCCUCAUUCAAGGUAGUGGCCUCAGUGUUCGACGGCUUGAAGACGAUGCGCACCGACUUUGGAUUGGUUGUGCGAGGCACGUGUCCGAGAGCGAGAACAACAUCGCACAUAUCGUGACCAUGCAGAAGUUCGACGCCCAGGAGCCUCGCUAGGGCCGUAGAGUGCAUGUGUGCGAUGCGCAUUGAGCCGGUCAACGAGCUGCCGGGCCUGAAGGCAGCGCAGAGACGCGGGCGCGGCGGCACUGGCAGGGAAAGGCACCGCUCCCUGAACGGGUGAACCAGUAGUGAACCCCGGUAGCGCCCUACCGACCCGCAGUUUGAUCCCUUUCCAUCCGCGAUGCCGGGAAGUUGUGCCCACUUCCCAGCAAGCACAAUCAUCAGGGGAGGCAUCGAGCCCAAGUGCCACAACUUUUUCACGGCAUUCUGAGCGAGAUACAUCUCGACGCGCUGCGUUGUAUUUGCUGCUAUCCACGCUGAUAUGUUGACCAACAUCACUGAGUCGGUCAGGCACGGGUCAUCAGGCCUCAGGCCCAGUCCAGCGAGCCGUGGAUCGUUCAAGAGUAGCAUGCGGUCCAUGCGGCACGUUUGGAGCCGCUGAACUCCAGCAGACACGAUUGGGAUUGGCGUUGUCGACGAAAACAGGCCAUCGAGGCCAGGUCGCAUAAAAAGAACGUCAGUGUCAAGGUACAGGAAUAGUUCGGCACUGUAGCGCUCCCUAAGUAAUGAGGGGGCGUAAAAUCGGUAGUAGUUGGCUGCGUGCAUCAGCUUCUGCUGCAAACUUUUCUCAUGGCCCCGGUAGCCCCAAACUUUUCGUUGUCGCGUAACCGCAGAGUCAAAAUCCGUCUCGUGCGUGGAAAUACGGAAGCCACGGAAAAUCAGUGGUGCAAGCGAGUCCUCGAGCGCAUGCUUGGGGAUGCGCCAGUAGAACACGUGCGCGUGCAGGCGCCGCCGGCACCUGAGGGCAUCGCAGCCAACGGAAAAUGCUGACCAUGCGGACUGCGUGAGCAGGUCAAGUUGCUGCUGCUGCUCGUUCGCGCUAGACGCCUCGAUUGCGUACACGAGGUGCAUUUCGUUGCGUGGCUCGACGUGUACCUCUUGGCACAUGGUCAUCGCGUCUCGCCAGGAGGAGCCCAAUGUCACGACAAAGACUAGCAGGAGGAAACUCACAAGGACUGGUUUUUGGGCCAUUGCGCCCCAAGGAUAUGCAAGCCUUGGCUGGCGGUAUUUUUACGGCAGGCACUCGAGUAAGUUGGUGAGAGAGCAACCCACUAGAGAGAGAAACCUACUAGCCCUUCCUACCCUAGAUAUGUAUCUCCCACUCUCUAAAUUUGAGUCUAUAUAUUGAGUGUCUAUCGACGCUACGGUGUAACCAAUUUACUAUAAGACACUCUCGUAGUUGGCUUGGCUCAGCCUCCGCCGAAAUGACGUGGAGCCCAUUUCGCUAUUCGUCUACACCUUGUCGAGCGCACCGUUUGACGCCCGCGUUUACAAUCAAACCUCAUUGCACUACAAAACCCUUAUGGUCAUCGCAUCGCCCGGGGGAAAAAAGCCUGCCCCCAUCAGCCCUUGGGGCACGGACGGCGGCGCGGCCCUUACGGGGCACCCAGGCAGCCGCACCGCCCACGCCGGCACGCUGGAUAAUCACCCGGCGUGCCGGCGUGGGAGCUACUGGUAGGCAUUACUGGUAGUAGGCAGAGAGAUACUAGAUAGCCCACGGGCAAUGGGCAUGCCGUUCCUCGCAUGUAUCGCACGACCGGGUCUGACUCGGAAUCUGGCUCUGAUGGGGAGGAGGAGGACGACACUUGAUCUCCGCGGGAUUUCUGAGCUCAUGGUCCGACCGGGCGUGCGCGAGGGCCUCGCGAACGCGUCAUGGCGGCGUUCGGCGCGGCGCGACAUGUUGGGCAAGUAGGCGAUUCAUCCUCGGCUUCCUCGCAAUUCAACGGGUCGACGGGCCUUCAUUGGCGAUGUUGACUCACCCCAGAAAUUCAAGCUGCUUCCGAUGGCAACUCUUCGGGUCUUCCGUCGGCGCAAUGUCGUGAACGCGAGGGUGUUUUUCGCGACUCCCCCGCGGGCGCGGCGGCGGGCCGGCGGCCGGCUACGGAGAUUCUCGCCGGCGGCGGCACUCGGGCACGACUCCACGGAGCGGCGGCGCGGCGGGAUCCCGUAUGCCUUGACGAGCUCUGGGUCGGGUCUCAAGCAAAGCGCCUCCGCGUCCGCGUUCAGCAGAAUCAAGGUUGUGUGGCGGCGGUUCCCUUUUUUUUUCCCGCACAUCGCUGCACGACCUCUGCGACGAGUCUCCUGGGGCGGGGAGGGGUCCCGCAAGACCGCGCGCAAAACCCGUCGGUUAAGCUUAGUGCUUCACAGCGGACCCGCACGGCCAUUUGGCAUCGGGAUCGCCGCGUACGCUGUACCAGCGCGCUGCGCGUUCCUCGCCCCGGUUGUUACUUCCUCAGGGCGGCCAAUGGGCCGCGUAACCAGCUUUUGGGCACCGCUCGUCGCGCUGGCGCCGCGCACUGCAUAGGGCUUUCCAGCGCGAUUUGGGCUUUUGGGGCCUCACGUCGCCGCGUCGCGUCGGCAUUGGUAGGUUUUUGGACGCGAAGCUCAUAGGUAGCAUAGCCAUGGCUGACCGGGCGGGCUUGGGCAGGCGACGCCGGAAUCGCUCGCGGUAGACGCGUCGAGACGGCCCGAUCGCGGACCUGUUGCAUUGACUAAUACGCUAUCCCUGGAGCCGCACGGCUCUUCGGCGUCGACGCACCCAUACCGACGGCUGAUCCCGCACCUCUUUGGGAUCUUCCGACUGCGGAAGCUCGUGGGCGCCUUCUUUGCGGUACCGCUCCCGAGGGCCGACACCGGCACCGGCGCGGACGGCCUCGUUAUUGGAAGAUUUUCGAACUGGAGAGUCGGUAGCAUCACGGCGCCCUUUGGUGGUCGUGGCGGACCCUGUUGGCGGCGUUUAUGUCGGGCUCGUGAUGAGUUGUAACCAGGAGCCGGCCGCCUUUCGUCUAGGUCACGCCCAGGCGCAAUGUAAUGUAUUCAUACUGGUCUAUUACUCCGCCCGCCCUACUUGGGCGAAGGCUUUCGCGAGGGCUUGCGCUAUGAGUCUCCCUAGAGGCCUCUAGACCAUGCCCGGAGCCAACAGGUCCGCCGCGAGCUCCAAUGGCCGCAGUGAUGCUACCGACUUGGCCGCGGACCCGCUGCGCCAUCGUCGAGGCCGUCCGCGCCGGUGCCGGUGUCGGCCCUCGGGAGCCCCACUGAGGAGAAGGCUCCCAUGACCUAACCCAAUCAAUACAUGUCGGAGAGGUGCGGGAUCGGCCGUCGGUAUGGGUGCGUCGACGCCGAAGAGCCGUGCGGCUCCAGGGAUAGCGUAUUAGUCAAUGCAACAGGUCCGCGAUCGGGCCGUCUCGACGCGUCUACCGCGAGCGAUUCCGGCGUCGCCUGCCCAAGCCCGCCCGGUCAGCCAUGGCUAUGCUACCUAUGAGCUUCGCGUCCAAAAACCUACCAAUGCCGACGCGACGCGGCGACGUGAGGCCCCAAAAGCCCAAAUCGCGCUGGAAAGCCCUAUGCAGUGCGCGGCGCCAGCGCGACGAGCGAUGCCCAAAAGCUGGUUACGCGGCCCAGUGGCCGCCCUGAGGAAGGGACAGCCGGGGCGAGGAACGCGCAGCGCGCUGGUAUAGCGUAUGCGCCCUUUUUGAUGCCAAGUGAGCCACUUAGACUUUAGGGGCGGAUCGCAAAAAGAAUUAAUAGGCAAAACGGGUUUUUCCGAUUAUGGGACCCCCCCCAUAGAUCCUAACAUGGGAAUGUCGGGAGCGCCAUGCUUACAUAUUUGGGACGAGGCGCCGCCUCAUCGAUCCUCUCCCAGUAGCGAGCUCCCGACAUUGAGAAUAGUCUUCCUUCGUUAAUCGGGCUACCUACUAGUAACCCACUAGAAUCAGGCCCCGGCUGCUCACAGCUUUUACGGCUGCUUGCCGGCCCGUCUCUGUCAGCGGGCUCUGUCUGGCAUCCACACAUGACAUAUACCUGCCGCGGGCGAUUUCAGAAAUCAAGCGCGGCCCAAAAUCGCCCAGGACAGCCAUUUUGCGGAAGUACCGGUGCACAGCGAUGCGGCACCGCGUCGGCCGACCUCGCGCGCUCUCACGCGACGCGCUCCGACCGACGCUCGGUUUUUGAGAUGCCUACCGCGGCGCUGGAGGCAUUUAGUGAGCCCUAUUGCCCCGAACGCGGCCUCGGCCGGUAGUACCAGCGGCCGGCGACGGUCAACAUAACGGCGCCACGAUGCCAGGCGUGCGUUUCCAGCCACUGCGAUCAUAUCGAAACCGCGUGGGAUCAUCGAAGACCGCUUUUGGUUCCGCACCCAAAACGCCAGAAAAAAACGUAGGCGUCUCGCGGCCGUAACUUUUCACCACCCGAUCCGUUUGUUGCACCCUUGGGACCGAACCAGACUUAUUGACGUACGCCUAAAGGAUGGUGACCCCGCUCAGGGGUCUGGGGGCGCUCCUAGCGAAAUCGGGUUUUAGUGUCCGCCCCGAACUUAGUACUAGUACGUGAGCCAUGGCCUAUGGUGCGGGACCGCUGUGGCUUGGCUAAAUGGGCGUCUUGAGUACCCACGGACGAGCGGUGAGGAACCGCGGACUUGCCUAUCGGACGGGGGACCGUGUCCGAUGCUGCAGUACAGCUCCUAACAGAUAAUCGGGCGGCUGUCAUGGCCGAGCUCUCCGACUACGAAAAGCUCCGCAUCGCGAACAUCCUCCGGAACGAGGCGGAGAUGAAGCGGCUCGGGCUCGACGUGUCCAAGCUGACGAACGCGGCCCUCGGGCGCCAGGCGCCGACGGCGACGACGCGGCGCCGCGCCGUGCGGCCCAAGGGCGCGCCGCCGACGCGCCGGUCGCUGCGCGCCAUGGGCAAGCCGGCGCCGGCGUACUCCGACGCGGCGGUGGAGCGCGACGCGAGGGAGGCGGAGGCCGCGGACCUCGCGUCGGGCGGCCGCGGUCGGAAACGCGCGCGGCCGGCGGCGGCGGCGGGCCCGCGGCCACCGCCGGCGACCGCGACGUCGAUCCGGAACCUCGACGCGGACGUCGACGGCCUCCGGCGGCGGUUCCUCGGUCGCGUCGUGCCGCCGCUCGGCGGUCAGGUGAAGCGCGCCGUCAUGGAGGCGGCGAGCCCGGGCGUGUCGCCGACGUUCUCGCGCAUGUCGGGCAUCCAGGAGUGGCGCAACGCGAUCAUGCUCUUCGUGAACGUCUACGGCGACGGCUACAAGAACUCCUUCGUCGGUGGCGGCGUAGAGAUUACGUGGUUCGCGCAGCCGCGGCAGUGGGAGGGCACGCCGGUCGUCCAGCGGCUCGUGAACUGCGAUGGCGGAGAGGUCGCCGCGGACGGCGGCGGCGAGGCCGUGCACUUCGACGAGACGCCCGUGCUCCUGUUCUGCCGCGAGGAGGGCCAGGGCUACGUCUACUGCGGCGAGCUCGCGUACCUGGGGCACGACCCCGCCCGAAUUCCCAUCCGCUUCGUCUGGCAGCUCACCGACUACGAGCAGCUCAAGGACGCGCCGCCGUUCCAGUCACUCGUCGCCAACUGCCGCAACCUCCUCGCGUCUCCUCGGCCCUUGGGCUAG